AUGGCUAGCCCGUGUCCUAGUCAAACCGAGAAGUCGUUGAAUCGAACUCAACGGAGCGAUUCAAAUUCUCUCCAACCAAUGCUGUCCAAUGAGGAGACCGACGACGAUAUCGCUCAGAUGGAGCUUAUUACAGACCUGCAUCUCAAACUGUGGACAGAUUUGGUGUUCGAGAUGUUUCUGUGAGUAGUGUGGUAAAAGAGAGUACCGUAGCCCAAACUUUACCACGAUUUAUCUUCUUUUCAGAAUCACCAGAGAAGUCCAGACUCCAAAAAACCUCACCUUAUGUGUUCCUCAAAUCAUCUCCAAUCUCUUUCUUGUCGGUGAGAUUGGUCCCGCUGACUCCAAUAGAGCCGUGAAAUCGGCUCUCAAUCCUCAGGGGGCUACAGUGUUGAGGAUGAUUCAUAACAGCAUCCAAGACUUUGUACGGUGAGCGAAAACGAAAACGCAUCAGAAACAGACAUCAUGUUGGAUUUAAUUUAUAUUUUUAGUGACUGGGACCAGCAACUGGCCAUGGACGCGAAACCAAGCGGAUAUUGGAGUGCGAGAAGAGUCCUUGUCCAUCGAGAGAACUGCAAGAGUUAUGGAUUCCUGACGUUUGCGUUGCUCAAAAAUCUUGGCGUCGAGUUGAAGUUGACCGCAAAGGAUAAAGAGCUUGAUAAAGACAAGGAGAAAACAGAGGAAAAAGAGCUGGCGCAGUGGUUGCACAGAGAUUUGAAGGUACGCCGUUUCUCACAUUUUGGAGGUUUUCAUCCUAAUAAAUAUAAACGUUUCAUCAUUUCAGCUCCACGAGUCCAACACUCAGCCAUUCAGUCUGUGGUUGGAAGACAACAACGAGCAGAGCGAGCAGAAUCGUCGGUGUCCAAUCAUCGCUUAUGCUUCUCAUUUCCGAUUCCAAAUCCCGAAUGCUUUCUUGGAUGGCGCUACUGUCUACUCUGUCAGGUUCCAGGUAAGUCCUUAAAUCGAUUUUAUAUUACUUAUUUAUAUACGUAAUUUAUCAAAGACUAUCCCUUUAUUUUCCUACAGUUCACUGAGAGAUACGUUGACAAUGUUGUUGCCUGUCUGAUCCACUCCACAGCCCGCCGAGGCAUCAGAUGUCUGUCUAUUGACCCAUGUCUACUCAUCGAAUUACCAGUGGUCAGCGACAAACUUAAGGUUUAUGUUAUCACAAAUUGGGACAAGUGUCCGAUAAAAACUGGCAUUGAACUGGCUUUGAGAAUUCGAGAUUUGAAGAGUGGAGUAAGGAAUUUACACAUUAGACCAGAGAGAUUAGUUACCGAAGUUAUUUUGAUCAUUUGCAGAAAGCCAGAGAACUGCACAAAUUGUACUUUCCCUUCUUCGACGAAUCCAAACUCGGUACUCUGAACGUCGCUGAACUUUUCGUCAGAUGCAUUCGUAGGUCAAUUUAACUGUCUAUGACUGGUUUCAGCGGACACUGACAAGAGUUUCCAAACGGAUGGAUUUGGGGACCUCGCCUGUGAAGGGGCUGAAGCCUCGAGUUGUUUCACUGCCCGAUUAGUCCCUAACGAUCAGCAUUUUGAUCAUAUUGAACUAAUGCAUGCUCCCCCUUUCACUACACCGGCUGAGUAAGUUCUAGGCUUCUUUUUGAAAAUGCGAAGAUACCUAACACUAAUGAAGAAAAAGUCAUCGUCGAUUUCAGAGCGAUCCAUGUUGAAGAAACCGAUCAGUCCGAUCUGAUCAUCGCCCAACCGUUCAGUGUUAUUGUCUGGGACGAGAAGAAGAAUAUGCCCGUGUAUCUCAGCAAAAUUGGCGCUCCAAGCACUCUCAGAUUGGCUUGUGAGAAAACAUCCCAAAGAGAACGAAAGGACAGUGAAGAAAGGGAACCCUCGAAAUGGGAACGGUUCAGAUCCUGCUUCCGAAAAAAGCCAAAAAAAUCACACAAAGAAAUGUUGUAAAUCUGUCUACAUCGUUUUGUUUACAUAAAAUAACUCGCUGGAUCUCAAAUUGCAAUUGCAAAAUAAAUUGUAAAUGCAAGCGCAAAGUGGGGAAAGGAGUGCGUCCCACCACGAAAACAAAUAACGCCAAACAAAAAACGGUAUUAUUCUCUCUUUCGGCGAAUUUUUCCCAAAUCACUUUCAUUUUGUACAAACGAACGUUCUUAUCAAAUUUUGCGUAAGAAUACUCUUGUUUCAAAUGAAUUACCAGUUAUGUUGUACUGGUCAUAAAUGUAGAAAUGUAAUUUUCGUGCUUCCGCGUCUAUCCGCUUUUCUUCGUAUAUUGAAGAUGUUACCCAUUUCAGAACUUGUUUUCUUAAGCGCAUCGAGGACUGCUCAUAAUGGCUGAGUUAGGAGGUGCCCCUUCUCUAGAUGUCCAACAAGCCCUGAAGAGGGUUUGCAAGUCCGCCCUUGUCGUUGGUGGAGUUGCUCGUGGUCUUCAUGAGGCAGCUAAGGUUUUGGACAAGUGAGUUGAUGCUUCAUUUGUUUCGUCUUGUCUUUAGAGCUUACAUUCUUCAAAGAUAACAGGAUUAAUUUUACUGAAAUUUAUAUUUUUAGGCGCGAGGCUUUGUUCUGCUUGUUCUCUGAGGAAUGUGACGAGGAGAACUACGAGAAGCUGGUCCGCGCUCUGUGCAAGACCCACGAGAUUCCCAUCUACAAGGUUGAGACCAAGGCCGAACUCGGAGAACUGGUUGGCCAAUGCAAGUACGACAAAGAAGGAAAGGCUCGCAAGGUUGUUGGUUGCUCGUGCGCCGUCGUCAAGGACUGGGGACGUGAUGAGGAGGCCCGCAACGUUCUGCUCGAAUACCUCAAGAAGCAGAACUAA
Bursaphelenchus xylophilus (pine wood nematode) is the source of this 2778-nucleotide messenger RNA. NCBI's taxonomy places the organism in Eukaryota, Metazoa, Nematoda, Chromadorea, Rhabditida, Aphelenchoididae. The record is from the annotation of a GenBank genome assembly.